Molecule: messenger RNA, 654 nt
Organism: Annulohypoxylon truncatum
Lineage: Eukaryota; Fungi; Ascomycota; Sordariomycetes; Xylariales; Hypoxylaceae
Product: putative SPP30 protein
Exons: 2
Coding region: 1-654 (217 amino acids)
Biological process (GO): endoplasmic reticulum to Golgi vesicle-mediated transport
Cellular component (GO): TRAPPI protein complex; TRAPPIII protein complex; TRAPPII protein complex
Source: RefSeq, a predicted model, not a curated record
AUGUCAAACCUCCAGCCCGCCAAGGGCAACGGCAAAGACCAGCCAGGGCUGCGGUACCCGACAAACGGCAAGACGAUCUACCACCGACCGCUCAACCGCACGAAGACCGCCGAGCUUAGCGGCUCCAGCUUCGCCUACCUGUUUUCCGAGAUGGUGGGCUACGCAUCCAAGAAGAUAGAGAGUAUCCAGGACCUAGAAAAACGGCUCAACGCGCAGGGCCACCCGAUCGGCCUCAAGCUCCUCGACCUGCUCCUGUACCGCGAGCCGCCGCGGUCGCAGACGCGGCCGCUGAACAUCAUCACGCUGCUGCACUUCAUCAAGAUCAACGUGUGGCAGCACCUGUUCGGGCGGGCGGCCGACGGCCUCGAGAAGUCGUCCGACCCCGCCAAGCCGGACGAGUACAUGAUCAUCGACAACGAGCCGCUCGUCAACCGCUACAUCAGCGUGCCCAAGGACAUGAGCCAGCUCAACUGCGCCGCCUACGUCGCCGGCAUCAUCGAGGGCGUCUGCGACGGCUCCGCCUUCCCCGCCAGGGUCACCGCGCACAGCGUCGGUAAGCAGGAGGAGGGCGAGAUGUGGCCUGGUCGGACGGUCUUCCUGCUUAAGUUCGCGCCUGAGGUUAUGGAGAGGGAGGGCUUUCUAGGGAAGGGCUAA